AUGCAAGUCUCUAUUAUCCUGAAAGAUGAACAAAUAAGUUCGAAAAUAUACAGAUACCUAAAAUGGCUUUCCAUCAAAUCGCAAGUUUUUGAAGACACACAGUCAAUGUUGAAAUGGUUUGAAGACAACGAAGAUGCUGACGACACAGUGGCAUUGAUUAACUCUAAUGUCAAUCCAAGUGACAUUCCCAAACACAUUGAGCCAUUGGUUAUUUCCGACUCCAUUGACGCAUCGGAUACUACUUUUGUACGCAUCAAUGGGAACGACCAAAACAUUGUCAUCAACCAUGUGACUAGUCACCUUCAAUCCAAGAUCAUAUAUUUUGCCCUUAACUUGAAUAAACGGAAAAGGGCUGUAUGGCUUUCUCGUCAUGGAGAGUCCGAGUUUAAUUUGAGUGGUCAGAUUGGCGGUGAUGCCAAUUUGUCGGAAAGGGGAUGGGCUUAUGCUCGUAAGUUGCCCCUGUUGGUUGAGAAAUCUUGUAACGGGGCCAAUUUAACUGUGUGGACUUCCACUUUGAGAAGGACCCAGCAGACAGCUUCCUUUCUUCCAUUCCAGAAAAAACUUCAAUGGAAGGCAUUAGAUGAACUAGAUGCUGGCGAAUGUGACGGAAUGACAUACGAGGAAAUUGAACAAAAGUUUCCCGAGGAUUUCAAAGCCAGAGACGAUAACAAGUACGAGUAUAGAUAUCGUGGCGGUGAAAGUUAUCGUGAUAUUGUUAUUCGUUUGGAGCCUAUUAUUAUGGAAUUGGAACGACAGGAAAAUAUCUUGAUUAUUACUCAUCAGGCAGUGUUGCGUUGUCUUUAUGCCUACUUCAUGAAUGUUCCUCAAGAGGAGAGUCCGUGGAUGUCGAUACCCUUGCACACCUUGAUCAAGUUGGAGCCAGGUGCUUUUGAAACUAUAGUUACACGAAUCAAGGCAGACAUACCCGCUGUCAGUACAUACAAAGAGAAAGGGACUUCUCAAUUGGGCGAAUCAGCAACCAACACCUCGAAAAGUAGAGAUUUAAUUAGCAAUAGUAGCUCAGUUUAA
Candida dubliniensis CD36 is the source of this 1029-nucleotide messenger RNA. RefSeq names its product fructose-2,6-bisphosphatase. The transcript has a single exon. Lineage: Eukaryota; Fungi; Ascomycota; Pichiomycetes; Serinales; Debaryomycetaceae. Gene Ontology annotation, biological process: fructose 2,6-bisphosphate metabolic process. The record is from RefSeq and is a predicted model, not a curated record. Gene Ontology annotation, molecular function: 6-phosphofructo-2-kinase activity; ATP binding; fructose-2,6-bisphosphate 2-phosphatase activity. Bases 1 to 1029 code for a protein of 342 amino acids. Gene Ontology annotation, cellular component: cytosol.